This is a messenger RNA of Periophthalmus magnuspinnatus, 1898 nucleotides long. RefSeq names its product eukaryotic translation initiation factor 3, subunit 6 interacting protein (gene eif3s6ip). NCBI's taxonomy places the organism in Eukaryota, Metazoa, Chordata, Actinopteri, Gobiiformes, Gobiidae. The record is from RefSeq and is a predicted model, not a curated record. Gene Ontology annotation, biological process: translational initiation. Bases 108 to 1820 code for a protein of 570 amino acids. The transcript has 15 exons. Gene Ontology annotation, cellular component: cytoplasm; eukaryotic translation initiation factor 3 complex. Gene Ontology annotation, molecular function: protein binding; translation initiation factor activity.
CUUCCUCUUUGGUCCCGGCGAGAGCUGCGUGGUCUAGCGGCGUUAGCCUGCUCAGCACAUUCACUUUUUUCACUCCACUAUUUGGUUCUUGGAAAUAUUACUACAUAAUGUCUUAUCACGACGAGGAAGAGUACGAUCCCUACGCCUAUCCUAAUGACUACGACCUGCACACUGGCGACCCCAAAGCUGACCUGGCCUAUGAGAGGCAGUAUGAGCAGCAGACCUAUCACGUUAUCCCAGAAGUGAUCAAAAACUUCCUGCAGUAUUUUCACAAAACCAUCUCUGACCUGAUCGAUCAGAAGGUCUAUGAGCUGCAGUCAAACAGAGUGUCCAGCGAAAGCAUUGAGCAAAAGAUCUACGAGAUUCAAGAUGUCUAUGAGAACAGCUGGAAUAAACUGACAGAUCGUUUCUUCAAGACAUCUCCCUGGCCAGAAGCAGAGGCUAUUGCAUCUCUUGUUGGCAAUGAUGCUGUAUUCCUCAUCCUCUACAAGGAAUUGUAUUACAGACACAUAUAUGCUAAAGUCAGCGGUGGACCUACCUUAGACCAGAGGUUUGAAUCGUAUUACAACUAUUGCAAUCUUUUCAACUACAUUCUCAAUGCUGAUGGCCCUGCCCCCCUGGAGCUUCCAAAUCAGUGGCUUUGGGACAUCAUUGACGAGUUCAUCUAUCAGUUCCAGUCCUUUAGUCAGUAUCGGUGUAAGACCGCAAAGAAGUCUGAGGAGGAGAUUGAGUUUCUGAGGAGCAACCCAAAGAUCUGGAACGUCCACAGCGUCCUCAAUGUGCUGCAUUCACUCGUCGACAAGAGCAACAUUAAUCGGCAGCUUGAGGUCUACACUAGUGGAGGUGACCCAGAAAGUGUGGCUGGGGAAUAUGGACGUCACUCUUUGUAUAAGAUGUUGGGAUACUUCAGUUUGGUGGGACUCCUCAGAUUGCACUCUCUGCUUGGUGAUUAUUAUCAGGCCAUCAAAGUUCUGGAGAAUAUUGAGCUCAACAAGAAGAGCAUGUAUUCUCGUGUUCCUGAGUGCCAGAUUACCACCUAUUACUAUGUGGGCUUUGCUUACCUGAUGAUGAGGCGCUACCAGGAUGCCAUUCGAGUCUUUGCAAACAUCCUCCUCUACAUCCAAAGGACAAGAAACAUGUUCCAGAGGUCUACAUACAAAUAUGAGAUGAUAAACAAGCAGAAUGAGCAGAUGCAUGGGCUUCUGGCCAUUGCCCUCACUAUGUAUCCAAUGCGCAUUGACGAAAGCAUCCACACUCAGCUAAGGGAGAAAUAUGGAGACAAGAUGCUGCGCAUGCAGAAAGGAGACCUGCAGGUAUUUGAGGAGUUGUUCAGCUUUGCAUGUCCCAAAUUUCUUUCUCCUGUGGUGCCAAACUACGACAACGUUCACCCAAACUACCACAAAGAGCCCUUCCAGCAGCAGCUCAAGGUGUUUGCAGAGGAGGUGCAGCAGCAGGCGCAACUCUCCACCAUCCGCAGUUUUCUGAAGCUGUACACCACGAUGCCUGUGGCUAAACUAGCCGGGUUUCUGGACAUGACUGAACAGGAGUUUCGUAUCCAGCUCCUGGUUUUUAAACACAAGAUGAAGAACCUGGUUUGGACCAGCGGCAUCUCAGCUCUGGACGGAGAGUUCCAGUCUGCCUCCGAAGUCGACUUCUACAUCGACAAAGACAUGAUCCACAUUGCUGACACCAAAGUGGCUCGUCGUUAUGGAGACUUUUUCAUUAGACAGAUCCACAAAUUUGAGGAGCUCAAUAGGACACUGAAGAAGAUGCCCACUGGUACCACAUCUUCAAGCAGCAGUGCAGCUCGGGGAGUCUAAACAGAACAUUUUUGAAAAAUACUAUUGCUUUUUUCUAUGUUAUACUGAAAACAAUAAAAGGAUGGAGUGAGAUGCUAA